This is a messenger RNA of Cuculus canorus (common cuckoo), 2417 nucleotides long. It is a transcript of the gene BAIAP2L2, whose product is annotated as BAR/IMD domain containing adaptor protein 2 like 2. Lineage: Eukaryota; Metazoa; Chordata; Aves; Cuculiformes; Cuculidae. Gene Ontology annotation, molecular function: protein binding. Gene Ontology annotation, biological process: positive regulation of actin filament polymerization; plasma membrane organization; actin crosslink formation. The record is from RefSeq and is a predicted model, not a curated record. The coding region runs from base 204 to 1688 and encodes 494 amino acids. The transcript has 16 exons. Gene Ontology annotation, cellular component: nucleoplasm; cytosol.
ACGUCCUGUCCCUGCAGCCAGCCCUGGGAGCACGUGUUCGGGGUGGUUCCUGCACAAGGAAACUGCUGCAAGCCUGCUGGGACUGGUGCCCACUGAUUCCUAAGGGACACCGCUGGCAGGAGGCUCUGCAAAAGCAGAGUUAUCUGGACCAGUACUCUCCUUUUCUCCCUGCUUCUUUGUGGGAGAGGAAAAAGGCUCCCGAGAUGGACCUGUCCUACAGAUCCACUAUCUCCAUCUAUAAGAGUAUCUUGGAGCAGUUCAACCCUGCGCUGGAGAACCUGGUAUACCUGGGGAACAACUACCUGCGUGCCUUCCAUGCAUUAUCCAAAGCGGCUGAAGUGUAUUUUAAGGCAAUUGAGAAGAUUGGGGAGCAAGCGCUGCAGAGUUCCACCUCACAUGUGCUGGGUGAAAUCCUGAUGCAGAUGUCUGACACGCAGAGACUCCUGAGCUCUGAUUUGGAAGUUGUGGCUCAGACCUUCCAUGUGGACCUGCUACAGCACAUGGAGAAGAACACCAAAAUGGAUGUGCAGUUCAUCAGUGAGAGUCAGAAGCAGUAUGAGCUGGAGUACCAGCGCAGAGCCACCAGCCUGGAUAAGUGCAUGGCAGAGCUGUGGAGAAUGGAAAGGACCCGUGAUAAAAAUGUCCGGGAGAUGAAGGAGAAUGUGAUGCGACUACGCUCGGAGAUGCAGGCAUUUGUCUCUGAGAGCCAGAGGGAAGCGGAGCUGGAGGAGAAACGUCGCUAUCGCUUCCUGGCUGAAAAGCACCAGAUGCUGUACAACACCCUCCUUCAGUUUUAUAGCAGGGCACGGAGCAUGAUCCAGACCAAGGCACCACUGUGGAAGGAGCAGCUGGACGCCAGCCGCAACCCCUCAAACAGCCAUUCACAGGGUCUUCUUCCAGCCUCCCACAGCUCAGGUUAUCCAUCAGGCCGGCUCAACCCCACCCACCUUGAGAUGCCGCAGAGACCCCUUGGGGACUUUGCUUCUCCAAUGACUGGAAGUAGGACCAGCGUCUUCUCUCCGGAGCAGCCAGAAAUGAGACUGUCUCCUCAACCAGAAUCCCCCAGGCGACCGCUGCGAAGGACACCGUCAGCCAGUUUGCUCCCUACCGGCCGUACCUCCCGUUCGAGUUCCUUUGGCGAGGCCAGCGGCGACAGCGAAGGCAGGAAGAGGAGCAGCACAGCAAGAGUGCAGGCUAUCGUGCCCCACGUGACGGGUGCCAACCGGACACUGCUGCGGUUCGACCCCGGGGACAUCAUCACGGUGCUGAUGCCGGAUGCGCAGAACGGCUGGCUGUACGGCAAGCUGGAAGGCUUGUCCACAUGCGGCUGGUUCCCUGAAGCUUAUGUAAAGCCUCUGGAUGUGAGGGAAUUGGAGGAGCCAGCCACCAGGUCCUUCCCACUGCGAAGCAGUCACAGUAUGGAUGACAUCCUGGACCGUCCCAGCACUCCUUCCUCUAGCAAUUACUGGCCUGCCACUACCCAGUCCAGUUUGCCGAACCCACCUCCCCUCUUGGUGGGUGCCAGCAAUCACCAGAGUGGAGUGGCCACCCCGGUCAGCUCUGGCUCCAGGAAAUCAGGAGUAUUUGACCAGCCCCCUGAACUCUUCCCACGAGGUACCAAUCCCUUCGCCACAGUCAAGCUGCGUCCCACGGUCACCAAUGACCGCUCGGCACCCAUCAUCCGAUGAAUUGGGGCUGCAGAUGGCAAAGAAUUUCAGCAGGGAAGGGAGAGGCAUACAAGUGACGGGCUGUGACCCCAGCUGGGCAGCCUCAUGCUACCACUCACUGAGUAACCUCUUUUUUUACCCAUCCUUUUCCUCUGGGUCAUGGGGACCCACCUCUCCUGGCUGUCUGGGAUGCUUUAGCCAGCAGCACAUCCCUGCUGCUCUUUUUGAGUUGCCCCCUGUCCUCCCCUCCCCGUGUGGUGUUACUGUACUUAAGUGGGAUAAGUCUGGUGUUACUGGUACUGGUGGCCUGGGAGCAGGGAUGCUGCUGGUCUGGGAGGUGGAAGGACGGAGAGGUAAGAUCACCUGCAGCAGGAUGAGAACUGUGAAGCUUUGCAAGCCCUGUUGUGGGCAGAGAAGAACACUUGCCGAACUUUGCCACCAGAAGAAUGAACCCCAAAGGGAGGAGGCUACAAGAAGGCUUCCAGCAGUGUGGUCCGGUUGACAGGGUCUGCAGCAUGCAGCAGUCUGCUGUUGUCCCCUUUGGCAAUCGUGUCCAUUUGUAGCAACAUUCGCCCCUUCUCACCCCCCUGCCACAGCCCCUUCCCUUGCUGGGCAGCCCUGGAGCAAGGUGAGGACAGGCGAGAGUGCCUGGCGCUGCUGCCCUGCUCCUUUGCCUAUUGUCCUGUGGGAAAAGAUUUUGUUUUUAAAAAAAUAAAAUGGAGAAUGCUGCUUCUGUAGCCAUUCCAGUAG